AUGACGAACUACUGGGAGCCUGGCACUGAGUACGGUUCCGGCGACAUCGUCGAGUACGAGGGCCACCGCUACAAGAUCAUCCAGCCUCACCGCUCGCAGAGCGACUGGACGCCGCCUGCCACACCUGCUCUCUGGGGGCGCCUUCAAGAUGGCGACCACGGCUUCGGCAGCGGCGAAUACCGCGCGCCUGAGCACCAUGCUGAGAACCCGCCUCAGUACGGUUAUGGUCAAGACUCCAAGCCCGAGCAGCCCGUGUAUCAGGCGCCCCCAGAGCAGACAACCCAGAUCCAGCACGACGAGAAGGAGAAGCACUGGUGGGAUCUGGACGACGACCGCAAGAAAGAGCUCCUGGUCGGCGGCGGCCUGCUUGGUGCAGCCGGCCUGCUGGCCGGCGGUUUCUACGCCUACAAAAAGCAUGAGAAGAAUGAGGAGGAGGAGAAAGCCAUGCAGUUCGGUCUCCAGAAGUGGCUCGAGGACGCUCAGCGCCGCCGCGACGAGUUCUACAGGAACGGGCCUCGCGCGCCGACGUCUUGGAUACUGACGCAGAACCAUGAUAUCCCCGAUGGUGCUCUCCCAGCGGGUCGCAGCCCUGACGGCGACACCAUCUAUGUUGCGCGCGCUUUCCACGAGGGUGGCGUUCACGUCGGCCAUGUGUCCCGCAGCACAAAGCAGGGUGCUGUUAUCAGCUUCGGCGGUGACGACUUCGAGGUGACUACCUAUGAGAUCCUGCUGGGCGACGAGCGCGCUGUACACUGGGAGCACCUCCGCGGUCGUUUCGUCCCCCAGAACCUAUACAACGCACCAGUCGAGGGCGGGCACGAGGCCAACGGGGCCCCUCUCGCUGUCGCGCGUGCCGAGAAGGAUGGUUGGCUCAUUCCCGGAAAGGCCAGUGCGAAUGUCGAAGGUGCUAACAUCGCGUACCACGGCAAGGAGAAGCGCGUCGAGAAAUACGAGGUGCUCUGCUAUAACAAGGCUGGCGGGUUCUAA
Peniophora sp. CBMAI 1063 is the source of this 987-nucleotide messenger RNA. NCBI's taxonomy places the organism in Eukaryota, Fungi, Basidiomycota, Agaricomycetes, Russulales, Peniophoraceae. The record is from the annotation of a GenBank genome assembly.